AUGAAAUACUUUUACAUACAAACUUUGGUCUUAAUCUUACAUAUUAUUUUAUCAAGUGCACAAGAAGGCCCAAAUGCAUCUCCUGUUUCAGCUAUUUUUGCAUUUGGAGAUUCUGUAAUUGAUUCAGGAAAUAACAAUUUCCUUUCCUCUCUUGCAAAAUCAAACUAUUGGCCUUAUGGUGUUGACUUUAUUCAAGGUCCUACAGGAAGAUUUUGUAAUGGAAACACAGUUAUUGAUUUACUAGGAGAAAAGCUAGCCAUGCCAUAUCUUCCAGCAUUUGCAAAUCCCAUGGCGGUUGGCACAAGAAUAAUGAAUGGUGUCAACUAUGCUUCAGCAGGUGCUGGAAUUCUUGAUGCAACCGGCAGACAUUGGGGAGAUCGAUUUAGCUUAAGCCAACAAGUAUUAAACUUUGAGAGGACAUUGGAUGAUAUAAGAAGCUCAAUGGGGGCAAGAAAUAUGAGCAUAUAUCUUCAAAAAUCUAUUGCAUUUAUGUCAUUUGGGAGUAACGACUAUAUUAACAACUACCUGAUGCCUUCAUUAUAUGAUUCUAGUCUCAAAUACAAGCCUCCAGAGUUCGCCAAUUUUCUCCUCAAUCGUUAUGCACGCCAGAUUUUGGCCUUAUACAAUGUAGGAUUGCGAAAGUUUUUCAUAGCGGGAAUACCACCAAUUGGUUGCAUUCCAAAUCAGAGAGCAACAGCUCAAAGUGGAAGGUGCGCGGAUUCAGUUAAUCAGAUGUUGGGUACUUUCAAUGAAGGUCUUCGUACUCUUGUUUUGCAGCUAAAUGCCAAUCAUCCUACUGGAAUCUUUGUUUAUUUUAAUUCAUAUGCGGUUAUGGGGGAUAUUCUUAACAACCCAACAAAUUAUGGAUUUUCAGUAAUUGAUAGGGCAUGUUGUGGAUUAGGACAAAUUACAUGCUUGCCAUCUACAAUGCCAUGUCCGAAUAGAAAUGAAUAUCUAUUUUGGGAUGCCUAUCAUACAACUGAAGCGGCCAACGCCAUACUUGCUCAUCGUGCUUUCACUGGACCUUCUUCAGAUUGCUAUCCUAUCAACUUUCAGCAGUUGGCUUUCAUUUGACAUCGUAACCUAUUUUCAGGAAACCUAUCUAAUUUAAUGUUUCUUUGGACCAAAUUUGUGUUUUCUUGUAGUGCUAAGACAUUAUCUCCAAAAAUAUUAUCAAAUACUUCAUAGGACUCCAAAAUGAAACUUCCUCUUGCUAUAAUUAUGU
This is a messenger RNA of Amaranthus tricolor (Joseph's coat), 1225 nucleotides long. Its product is annotated as GDSL esterase/lipase At1g71250-like. Gene Ontology annotation, molecular function: hydrolase activity, acting on ester bonds. The transcript is spliced from 5 exons. NCBI's taxonomy places the organism in Eukaryota, Viridiplantae, Streptophyta, Magnoliopsida, Caryophyllales, Amaranthaceae. The coding region runs from base 1 to 1074 and encodes 357 amino acids. The record is from RefSeq and is a predicted model, not a curated record.